Molecule: messenger RNA, 4971 nt
Organism: Papaver somniferum (opium poppy)
Lineage: Eukaryota; Viridiplantae; Streptophyta; Magnoliopsida; Ranunculales; Papaveraceae
Product: ARF guanine-nucleotide exchange factor GNOM-like
Exons: 4
Coding region: 385-4695 (1436 amino acids)
Biological process (GO): regulation of ARF protein signal transduction
Molecular function (GO): guanyl-nucleotide exchange factor activity
Source: RefSeq, a predicted model, not a curated record
CGAUCGUCUCUAAUUGUCUCUGCUUCCUCCUGAUUUUUCUUUUUUCAGUUUUUGGCCGUUGAGAGAGUUUUGAUUUGCAGUCUCUUCUGCGCGGCCGAUCUCUGACUUCCUCUCUCUAAAAGUCUCUCUCCCUAUCUCUAAACGCAAUCCCUCCCUGUAUUUGAUCUUCAGCAAAGGUAUAUAUAGGUGUACUAGCUGGGGCAAUUGGACUACUAGAUGCACAUGACUUUUGAGUUAUUUUUCUCGCUCGUUGUAGAGUGAUAGUAAGGAGGCAUAAAUGUUGAGGUUACAUGUUCCCUUUCCAUGGACAUAGAUGAUGUGUACCAGUUGAUCUCUAAUACCUUUCUGUGUCGGGGGCAAUCUGAAUUAGAGUAGUUAGUAAGAAUGACUGUGGGGAGCUUAAAGAUGCAUGCUGGAAUUGAGGAAAAUGGGCACGGCGAGCCUGGGCAGUAUAUACCAAGCAGUACUGCUUUUGCAUGUAUGAUAAAUUCAGAAAUUGGUGCACUUUUGGCUGUUGUGAGGAGAAACGUAUGUUGGGGAGGCCGUUAUAUGUCUGAGGAGGAUCAACUAGAGCAUUCUCUGAUCCAAUCAUUGAAGUCAUUACGGAAAAAACUCUUUUCCUGGAAUCGACAGUGGAAUGCAGUUGAUCCAUCCAUUUACCUCCAGCCAUUCUUGGAUGUGAUUAGAUCAGAUGAGAUUGGAGCACCAAUAACAGGAGUUGCAUUGUCUUCUGUUUAUAAAAUUUUGUCUCUUGGCAUACUUGAUCCAACCACUGUGAAUGUCAAAGAUGCAAUGCAUUUGGUAGUUGACGCUGUAACAAGUUGCAGAUUUGAGGUCACCGAUUCUGCAUCCGAAGAGGUUGUGCUUAUGAAGAUACUUCAAGUUCUUUUGGCGUGCAUGAAGAGUAAAGCGUCAUUUUUAUUGAACAACCAGCAUGUCUGCACUAUCGUGAAUACGUGUUUUCGAAUAGUUCAUCAAGCAGGCACAAAAGGCGAGUUACUGCAGCGUAUAGCUCGCCACACGAUGAAUGAGCUUGUAAGGUGUAUAUUUUUGCAUCUACAACAUUUUAAUCACACAGGAAAACCAUCAACGCAUGGAAAUGGGCCUCCUGGAGAGACAGAGGUGAGUGUGCUUCAAAAGGAGUACACAUCUGAAGAUAAACAGUUAGAUAGAAGUAAUGGUAGUUCCGAGAAUGCUUCUGUCUCUGUGGGUUCUCUAAGAAGCUUGGUAGAUGAUUCUGUGGUUGGUACUGGUCACAGUGAGGUAGCAGUUGAUGCAGUUCCAAAUCCCAUGAACGAACCGUAUGGAGUCGCUUGUGUGUUGGAGGUUUUCCAAUUUUUGUGUUCCCUCUUGAACGUUGGAGACCAAAUUGGUAUGAGCCCAAGAUUGAACUGGACAGAAUUUGAUGAGGAUGUGCCACUUUUUGCCUUGGGAUUGAUAAAUUCGUCUAUUGAAUUAGGGGGAUCCUUUAUAAGCCAGCAUCCGAAGUUAUUGAUUUUAAUUAAGGAGGAGCUGUUCCCAAAUCUAAUGCAGUUUGGCCUGUCUAUGAGUCCCCUGAUUCUCUCUAUGGUCUGUAACAUAAUCCUAAACUUAUAUCUCCAUUUGCGAAAAGAGCUAAAAUUACAGUUAGAAGCGUUCUUGUCAUCUGUAAUUCAAAGACUUGCACAGAGCAAGCAUGGGGACUCUUCAUAUCAACAGCAGGAGGUUCUAAUGGAGGCUCUUGUUGACCUCUGCAGGCAGAAGACAUUCAUGGCAGAACUGUACGCUAACUUCGAUUGUGACAUAUCUUGCUGCAACCUGUUUGAAGAUGUUAGUAACCUUCUGUCAAAGAGUGCUUUUCCAGUUAACUCUCCAUUGUCUUCGAUGCACGUUCUCGCUUUGGAAGGUUUGGUUGCCGUUGUUGAGGGAUUCUCUGAAAGAAUUAGUAAUUCACCAUCAUUUUCUGAUAAAUCGUUAUUAGUUCUCGAACAGUAUACUCCAUUUUUGAAUGAGAAGUGCAAGAAUUAUGCUGAUCCAGACAGUUGGGUUGGAUUUGUUCGUCAUAGGAAGCAAAUUAAGAAAACUUUGAUGAUGGGUGUUGAUCACUUCAACAGGGAUCCAAAGAAAGGUCUAGAGUUUUUGCAAAGAACACAUCUCUUGCCUACUGAACUUGAUCCCCAGAGCGUAGCUUUGUUCUUUAGGUAUACCUUAGGGUUGGAUAAAAAUAUUGUGGGUGAUUUUCUGGGAAGUCAUGAAGAAUUCUGGGUUCAGGUGCUUCAGGAAUUUGCUCGAAGUUUUAAUUUCCAAGACAUGAAUUUGGAUAUAGCUUUGCGUUUAUUCUUAGAAUCAUUUAGGCUUCCAGGAGAAUCCCAAAAGAUACAGAGAGUACUCGAGGCAUUUUCGGAGAGAUUCUAUGAACAGUCACCACAGAUUUUAGCUAACAAGGACGCUGCACUUGUGUUAUCUUAUUCUAUUAUCCUGUUAAAUACGGACCAGCACAACGUGCGAGUUAAGAAGAAAAUGACAGUAGAAGAUUUUGUGCGAAACAAUCGGCGAAUAAAUGGUGGGGAUGACCUCCCUCGUGAGUUCCUAUUGGAGCUUUACCACUCAAUCUGCAAGAACGAGAUUAAGAUGUCUCCAGAGCAGGGUGCCGAGGUUGUGACGCCAAGCCACUGGGUCAACUUGAUGCACAAAUCAAAGACUGCGCCUCCAUUUAUUACUUGCGACUCCAAACCCUUUCUUGACCGUGACAUGUUCUCUGUGUUAUCGGGUCCUACACUUGCCGCUAUUUGUGUGGUAUUUGAUAAUGCAGAAAAUGAAGAUAUUUACCAGACAUGUAUAGACGGUUGCCUGGCCAUGGCCCAGAUAGCAUCUUGCAGUCAUUCAGUGAACAUACUGGAUGAUCUUGUUAUUUCCCUUUGCAAAUUCACAACUCUUCUUGAUACUUCUCAAAUGGAUGAUCCCAUUUUAGCGUUUGCCGACGACACCAAAGCUAUGAUGGCAACAGUUACAGUUUUCACCAUAGCAAAUAAGUAUGGUGAUUAUAUUCGUGCUGGCUGGAGAAACAUCUUAGAUUGCAUUUUAAGUUUGCACAGAAUAGGUUUACUUCCAUCUGUUGCGGCCAGUAAUGAACAAUCUUCAGAUCCUGUUUCUGGAAAACCAAUAGCGCAGUCUACAGCUUAUGUGCCUGUGAAGACUCUUGCUCCUCAGAGGUCAUCGGGGUUCAUGGGCAGGUUUAGUCAAUUAUUAUCUCUUGAUACAGAACAGCAAAGCUUAGAACCGACCGAAGAAGAAUUAGAAGCUCAACGACGCGCUCAUCAAACAAUUGAGAAAUGCCAAGUUAGUACCAUUUUCACAGAUAGCAUGUUCUUGCAAUCUGAUUCUCUAUUGCAGCUCGUGCAAGCCCUAAUCUGGGUUUCAGGUCCAUCCCAGAAAGGGAAAAAUGGUUCAUCUGAAGAUGAAGAUACCUCGAUUUUCUGCCUGGAAUUACUUACCACAAUCACACUUUACAAUCGAGACAGAAUUGUUCUUCUUUGGCCAGGUGUUUACGAACAUAUAGCUGGCAUUGUUCAAUCUGCUGUAAUGCCUAGUGCGUUCAUUGAAAAGGCAGUCUUCGGGUUACUUCACAUCUGUCAGCGUUUGCUCCCCUAUAAAGAAAACCUUGCUGAUGAGCUCCUGAAAUCUUUGCAAGUUAUCCUAAAGCUUGAUGCUCGUGUAGCCGAUGCAUACUGUGAGCAAAUAACACAGGAAAUUGCUGAUCUUGUGAAAACAAAUGCAGGUUGUAUCAAAUCUCAGAUGGGAUGGCGGACAAUUGCUUCCUUGCUCUCAAUCACCGCUCGACAUCCUGAAGCCUCCGAAGUGGGUUUCGAAACACUGGCUUUUAUCAUGACUGAUGGAUCUCAUCUUUCAGCGGUAAACUAUAGUCUUUGCGUGGAUGCAUGUAGGCAGUUUGCAGAAUCACGGGUUGGGUCCGCAGAGAGAUCGAUUCAUGCAUUAGAUCUAAUGGCAGGGUCUUUCACGUAUCUCACUCGAUGGAAACUAUCUCCUCAGGAAGCAUCAGAGGUUUGGCUUGCGUUAGUGAAGGGACUAAAGAAGGUUUGCUUGGAUCAGAGGGAAGAAGUUCGAAAUCACGCAAUUUUGUCAUUGCAGAGAUGUACAAUAAUGAUUGAGGGAUUUUCACUGCUGCCAGAGUUAUGGUUGAAUUUCUUUGAUUUGAUAAUAUUUCAAAUGCUUGAUGAUUUCCUUGAGAUUGUGCAGGGAAAAUCAUCGAGGGAUUACCGUAAUAUGGAAAUCACACUUUUGCAUGCUCUGAAAUUAUCGUCAAAGGUGUUCUUGCAGCAAAUAAUGGAUCUCUCUUCAUUAUCCAGCUUUCCGAAGCUAUGGGUGGGAAUCCUCGGCCGCAUGGAAAUUUACGCCACAAUCAAGAUAAGAGGUAAAAAGAACGAAAAACUACGUGAACUUGUUCCUGAGCUUCUCAAGAAUUCCUUGCUUGUUAUGAAAACAAGUGGAAUUCUCUUGAACCCCAAAAUCAAUCCUGGUUCUGAUCCUACAUUGUGGGAAUUGACAUGGCCCAUCGUAGACAAUCUAGUUCCUAGUUUAAAAUCUGAAGUAUUUUCGGAUAAAGAACCAGAUGUUACCCAACAGCAAAAAGAUUCAACAAUACCGGAGCUCUCCAACAAUGGCAUCAGUACAAGUACGGCUUCUAUACAGUCAUAAAUAGUUAGAAUUUUCAUUUACAUUUUUUUGAUCAAUUUUUUUUCCAAUAUCAGCAGCUUUUUUGGUAAAUUUUUAUGAAUGCAUCUCUCCAUUUAUCAAUUUGAGAUGUUUUGUGAAUGCCAUAUGUUUAAUGUAUAAGAUUUUUUAUAAGAGGUUGCGAUGGGUGCCCAAAACUUACAGAAUGGGCACCUAACCGAAUCAUACCUGAUGUAUACCAAAAAUUCAGGGUUCUUUUUCUUCGGGUUCUUGGGAACAUUACUCAUUUUCAUCUCUGGA